Molecule: messenger RNA, 441 nt
Organism: Lathyrus sativus (Indian pea)
Lineage: Eukaryota; Viridiplantae; Streptophyta; Magnoliopsida; Fabales; Fabaceae
Source: the annotation of a GenBank genome assembly
AUGGAUGAAUUAAGGGUCAUUCUUGAAGGGUUGAUGUUUACGUUAGAUUUAGGGUUCAGGAGAGUAGAAGUAAACACAAAUUCUUUCGAGAUUGCUAGGGAUCUCAGUCUUGGUAGAUCCAUCAGGAGUGAUGGGCUAGAGAUGCUUAGAAAGAUUGAAAGCUUGUUAAGUCGCUUUGAUGAGGCCAUUGUCUCCCAUACGUAUAGAGAAACUAACAUGUGUGCGGAUGCGUUGGCUAAGUUUGGGUGUAGGUUGAGUUCAGAUAUGGCUUGUCUUUCCUCUGCUCCUAGUUUCAUUAAGCGUCUAAGUUGGGGGUUUCCACCUCUAAGGAGGUGUUCCUGUAGUGUUUUUUUUUUCUUUUGGGCCUUUGGCCUUCACUUAUACAAAAAAAAAAAGGUAAACUACCGAGACUCCAUUCAUCCAUUUCUGAUUCGUAAUUAG